CUUUCCUCCCAAGCUCCCACCACCACUCCUCCCUCCUCGCCUCCUCGGCCUCCAUUUCUCCAAGCACCCACACUCGGCGCGUCCCGCCAAAAACCCCGAGCCCCCGAACCCUAUCCAGCGCCCCCCCGGCGCGCCAUGUCCGUCGCGUCCGCGGCGGCGGCCUCCCUCGUCGCCUCCACCUCGCUCUCCGUCCCCGGCCACCUCCGCCUCCGCCGCUUCCGCCUCCACCCGCGGCCCCCGCCUCCCCGGCUCCCGUGCUCCCGCCGGCGAUCGCGGGGCUGCCCUGUGCGCGCCGUCCUCGAGGACCGCGCCCCCCCGCCGGCCGAGGAGGACGCCGCCAAGCGCUACGGCCUCAACGGGAACGGGAGCGGCCUCGGGUACGACGAUGCCGCCGUCCAGAACUACCUCGGGAGCAACGGAAACGGCAACGGGAGCGCCGGCGCGGCGGUGAAGGAGAAGGAGCCCGCGGCGGCGACGGCGAGUAGCGCGGCCGUGGUUCACGUCUCGCCGGUGGAGGAUGAGAGGCGGAGGAAGGAGAGGGUGGAGGAGAUCGGGAAGGAGGAUGCCUGGUUCAAGCAGAGCGGCGGGGAGCGCUUGCCUGUGCCUGAGGUGUCUGUUGCUCCUGGUGGUCGCUGGAAUCGGUUUAAAACUUAUUCAACAAUUCAAAGAACAUUGGAAAUAUGGGGCUUCGUUUUUACAUUUAUAUUCAAGGCUUGGCUCAACAACCAGAAGUUCACCUACAGAGGGGGGAUUACGGAAGAGAAAAAGAUAAUGAGGAGGAAAGUUCUUGCCAAGUGGCUAAAAGAGAGCAUUUUGAGAUUAGGCCCCACAUUCAUCAAAAUAGGGCAGCAAUUCUCCACCAGAGUGGAUAUUCUUCCACAGGAAUAUGUGGAUCAGUUAUCUGAGUUACAGGAUCAAGUUCCUCCAUUUCCCUCAGAGACAGCUGUAAAAAUUGUCGAAGAAGAGCUGGGGGCAUCUGUCAAUGAGAAAUUUGAUAGAUUCGAUUUUGAACCAAUAGCUGCUGCUAGCCUCGGCCAGGUUCAUCGGGCACGUCUGAAUGGCCAAGAGGUUGUCAUCAAAGUGCAAAGACCUGGUCUGAAGGAGCUGUUUGAUAUUGAUCUGAAGAAUUUAAGGGUAAUAGCUGAAUACCUUCAGAAAGUGGAUCCAAAGUCAGAUGGUGCCAAGAGAGACUGGGUUGCUAUUUAUGAUGAAUGUGCAUCUGUUUUAUAUCAGGAAAUUGACUAUACGAAGGAAGCAUUUAACGCUGAAAAGUUUGCUGAGAACUUCAAAAAAUUGGAUUAUGUGAAGGUUCCUGAAAUUUACUGGGAGCACACUACACCUCAGGUUUUAACAAUGGAGUAUGUCCCAGGAAUUAAAAUUAACAGAAUAAAGCAGUUAGACAAAUUAGGAGUCGAUCGGAAAAGAUUAGGCCGGUAUGCUGUUGAGUCCUACCUUGAGCAAAUCUUGUCCCAUGGAUUUUUCCAUGCUGACCCGCAUCCAGGAAAUAUUGCUGUUGAUGAUGUCAAUGGUGGGAGGCUUAUCUUCUAUGACUUUGGAAUGAUGGGAAGUAUCAGUCAAAAUAUUCGGGAAGGACUGCUAGAAGUAUUCUAUGGAGUUUAUGAAAAGGAUCCUGACAAAGUGCUUCAAGCAAUGGUUCAAAUGGGUGUCCUUGUUCCUACCGGAGAUAUGACUGCUGUCAGAAGAACAGCUCAAUUUUUCCUUAAUAGCUUUCAAGAGCGUCUCGCAGCACAAAGGAAGGAGAGAGAGAUGGAAAAUGCAGAAUUAGGAUUUAAAAAGCAAUUAACUAAGGAGGAGAAGUUCGAAAAGAAGAAGCAGAGACUUGCUGCCAUCGGAGAGGAUCUUUUGGCAAUUGCUGCGGAUCAACCAUUUCGGUUCCCUGCCACAUUUACAUUUGUGGUCAGAGCAUUCUCAGUUCUAGAUGGCAUUGGGAAAGGCCUUGAUCCUAGAUUUGAUAUUACAGAGAUUGCUAGGCCAUAUGCCCUGGAAUUGCUAAGAUUUAAUGAAGCUGGUGUUGAAGUAGUUGUAAAGGAUGCAAAGAAGAGAUGGGAAAGGCAGUCCCGUGCAUUUUAUAAUUUGUUCCGCCAACCUGACAGAGUUGAAAAGCUUGCACAAAUCAUUGAGCGUUUGGAGCAAGGUGAUCUCAAGCUUCGUGUCAGAACACUGGAAUCAGAAAGAGCAUUUCAAAGAGUUGCCGCAGUUCAGAAGACUAUUGGAUAUGGAAUUGCUGCAGGUAGUUUGGUGAACCUUGCAACCAUGUUGUACUUCAAUUCGAUCCGGGGACCAGCAACAAUUGCGUACUCUCUUUGCGCGUUCUUCGCUCUACAAGUUCUUGUCGGCCUUAUCAAGGUGAAGAAGUUGGAUCGGCAGGAGAGACUGAUAACCGGCACUGCCUGAGCCCUGAGUCCUUCGUCCAUUGGUGACAACUGACCCGUCGUUUUUCAGUGUUGCCCGGUGUCUUCACUGUCCCAUUUUGUUUUCUCUUCUGCCCAAUUUUACUCCCAGGCGAUGUAGCAUAGCCACUGCCACCGGUGUCUAAGAGUCGUAUGUAUAUGCGGUGUAUAACAGAAAGAUGUAUAUAGUGUAUAAUAGACAUUUUUACAUGUAUCGUGCGCUUCUAUGGUGCACCAGAAACAAAGAUUUUGUUUCAUAUAUUGAUUCAGGGUGAAUGACAGGUUUCCUGGUUUCAGUUU
Panicum hallii is the source of this 2711-nucleotide messenger RNA. Its product is annotated as protein ACTIVITY OF BC1 COMPLEX KINASE 8, chloroplastic. Gene Ontology annotation, biological process: regulation of response to reactive oxygen species. Lineage: Eukaryota; Viridiplantae; Streptophyta; Magnoliopsida; Poales; Poaceae. The coding region runs from base 136 to 2415 and encodes 759 amino acids. The transcript has 20 exons. The record is from RefSeq and is a predicted model, not a curated record.